AUGAGAAUCAUCACACAGUUGAGUCUGCUGGCAAGCCUUGGUGUAGCUGCGAGUGAUGUUCAUCCUCGGACCAAAGCUGCACCUAAAUGCACCAGUCCAGCUUCGACUCUGUCACUGACAGAUCUUCCGUACCACAAUUAUUUCUACUCCGAUUGCAAUGUCGCUGCUCAGGCAGUGGUAACCACUCCGCAGCCCGACAGCGACCUUUCGAUCAUCGGUCCGCGACUAAUCGUUGCUUGGCCAGCCGGCGAUAGCGGUGCAUGCAUGUUCUUUGAGCCGCAUAGUAGUGCUAAUGGCACACUCGCUAUAGAGCUGGUCAAUUCAACCAUCGGCACUCCUCUGGGCCCGGUAUACUCCGCUCCAAAGUCACCAAGCAAAUAUCCCAGUGUUGGUAUUCAGGGUGUUCUUCGCUUGAACACCACUGCAACUCUCAACCUCUCCAUCUUGGGAAGUAUACGUACUAUCCGAGACUUUGUCGAAGGACCUAGCCUUCUACACCCGGAGUUCCAGGACACUCUCAGGUUCACCUCUGAUAAUACAGGCGUGUCGCUGCAAAGAACAUGGCUGGAUAAUGUCACGACGACAAACUUGAAAUUUAAACCUUUUGGUAACUCAUCUUCGAAAAACAAUGGCCAAGUCAAGCUAGCGAACAAAACCAUCACCUUCGAAGCGGGAGAUUACAUCCUCUCGGCGGAUAUUAACUAUCCCCAAUUGACGGCACUCGAGCCUAAGUCUGUGCUCAACGCAGCUUCCGCGAACCUGACAACGGAAAAGCCUGCUCAGACUGCAGCGCUGUCAUUCCUUUCCUACUCGGAAAAGGUUAUGGCUGGUGCAUGGCGCUUCUUUACUUACUUUGGUCGAGACUCCAUGAUUUCAGCACUAUUGCUUGAGCCUGUCUUGAGCGAUGGCAAGGGAAGUGCUAUGGAGGCUGUUAUUGGUGCUGUUCUAGAGCGCGUCAACAGAACAGAUGGGACUGUUUGCCAUGAGGAGACUAUCGGGGACUAUGCAACAUGGAUAAAUGCACAGAAGAAUAUCAACAGCACCGCGAUGGGUUGUGAUUAUAAGAUGGUUGACACGGAUUACUUCCUCCCGGUUUUGAUGGAGCGUUACCUGGUACAGAAUCCAGCUGGGAAGAAUAGAUCAUCUGCCUUCCUCAAUACCACUGCAGGAUCCAUCAAUCCCGCAAAUGCAAACCUGACAUGGGGCGACCUUGCCUUGAUCAGCUCGGAGAGAGUGAUGCGUCUUGCUCGUCCCUUCUUCCUCAAUCAGACAAGGGCUAAUCUCAUUCGCCUUAAUGAGGGCGAGGUAGUUGGAGAGUGGCGGGAUAGCACAUACGGUCUUGGCGGCGGUCGAAUCCCCUACGAUGUGAACACAGCUCUCGUCCCUGCUGCCCUGCGUGCAAUUGGCACUCUUGCUAGAUCAGGUCUCUACACUAAGCAGCGACACUGGUCCACCCUGGCCGACAAAUAUGCUAAAGUAUGGGAAGACUCAACACUUUCCUUCUUCGCUGUCGAAAUUCCCAAGGAAAAGGCCCAUUCCCUCGUGAAGAGCUUUGCCAACGCCUCUUUCCCCGGCCCUGAUCAAGCAUCAAGCAUAGACGAUGAUGUUCACUUCCAUGCAGUGGCUCUAGAAGGCGGCAACAAUCUGUCGAAAGUGGAAGUCAUGAACACAGAUGACUGCUUCCGCCAUUUCCUUCUGAACACCACAACUGACGCCCAACUCACUCCAUUCUUGAACCAAUCUGCCAAUAACAUCAAACGCACUUUCCCAGCUGGUUUGAUGACAGAUGCUGGAAUGAUCGUUGCCAAUCCUGCAUUUGGCGAGGAUCCCAUCUAUGCAAAGAACUUUACCACAGGCGCCUAUCAUGGAACUGUCAUUUGGUCUUGGCAGCUUGCUAUGAUGGCUAAAGGAUUAGAACGACAACUUGACAGAUGUGAGGUCGAGUCUAACUUCUCCAUUACUUCUCGGAUCAGAGGUCAUCAAGGAGCUCAUAUCCAACCAGUCCCGGCCUUUUGUACCGAUGAUUAUGUCUAUGAUAAUGUCAAGGAGGCAUAUAAUACUCUAUGGGAUUCUAUUGAGGCUAACGCGGAUCAACUUUCGGGCGAAGUCUGGUCUUGGGUAUAUCGUGAUGGGAAAUUUGUCACUACACCCUUGGGGGUACUGCCUGCGCCACCCGGGGUUGGAGGUCAAACUGAAUCUAAUAUUAGACAACUGUGGUCCCUUACUUUCUUGGCUGUUAACAGGAACGAGGUCUACCGGUGA
Molecule: messenger RNA, 2262 nt
Organism: Penicillium salamii
Lineage: Eukaryota; Fungi; Ascomycota; Eurotiomycetes; Eurotiales; Aspergillaceae
Source: the annotation of a GenBank genome assembly